AUGGCAGACAGCACAGGUGCUCCCUUUCCCUCGCGAUACCGUUCGCAAAGACACAAGAACCCCUCGGUCGAUGAGCCCUGGGGAUACGAGUCGCCUGCGAGCCCCCCGCACGGCAAUGAUGGCGUUGCCCGGAGCAAGUCACGAUACAGGCACAAACAAGUGGUGUCUGCAGAAUCACCAACCGACAAUGCGCGACCACAUUCACAACAACAGCAGGCCGCAAUCCCCUCGCGAUACCAUUCCAAGCAUCGGCAGUCACCCUUAACCACCAUGUAUACAGAACAGGUUGUCCAGACCCCUGUACAGCACCGUUGCACUAGCUCGAGCACUAGACGACACAGACAGAACGAUACACCACCAGCACCGCCAGGCGCAUACGAUCGAAGGAAUUUUGAAGCUGAUAGAGCCAACUCUAGCACCUACAGCAAUGGUCUGGAACGCUCCCGCACAAGGGGUGGCAGCAGCGGGCCCAAAGGCAAUGAUGUCCCUCCUCCACUUCCUCCUCCGCCCGAACCGGUCCCGCCGCCGAGUGGAGAUCUCUUUCCCCCCAUGACCCCGGUCAAUCAGCCGAAGCGACCCGAUGGACCUCCACAAUCUGGCAAGAUUCGUGCGACAAAGAGCAUGAGCGAGCUGCCUGUACACGAUAGCCAUGGAAAUGCAGGAUGCUUCGGUGGGCUGUUUAGACGCAGGCGCGAUGAGCUCACGCCGGUUCCGCACGAUCAAGUGCCGACUACGCGACCAAAGACUGGAGGGGACGCACCGACCGCAAUCAAAAUGGGCGGAGGAGGCGCUGUGCCUGGUACUGAUGCGCCAGUAUCCGCAAUCAACGCUGGAGAUCGCCGUGUACUGGUCGAGUGUGGGAAGUCUAAGGCGCUCUUCCCGGUGACGCCCACAACGACUCCGGUUGAUCUGAUCAAGAACGCUGCAACUUGCAUGUCCGAACGCAUCGAUGUAAAGUCAGCGCUGCUGUUCGAGUAUUUCGGUACGGUGGGCGUGCAACGACCGCUGCGUCGAUAUGAGCAUAUCCGGGAUAUCAUAAACAGCUGGGACAAUGACAGGCAAAACACUCUGAUUCUGCUUGACCCUGGAACCGGAACUGUCGAAAGCGAGCUGACCAUGGCCGGUGUGCCACAAGUGCAGCCUGAAGAAAAGACCUGGUACCUCUCACACUCGCAGAAAGUCGGAUCGUGGAGCAAGCGCUGGGUCACGCUUCGUUCAAGCGGCCAGCUCGUAUCCCAGAAGGAUCUCGUUUCGUCAAAAGAAGCGACAAACAUUUGUCAUCUGAGCGACUUUGAUAUUUACAUGCCAACUCCGGACAAGCUGAGGAAAAAGAUCAGGGCUCCAAAGAAGUUUUGCUAUGCCAUCAAGAGUCAGCAGAAGACCAGCCUGUUUGAGUCGACGCAUAACUUCGUCCACUUCUUUUCAGUUGGAGACAAGGCGACUGCUGAUGAGUUUCAUGACAGUAUCCAGGCCUGGCGAAGUUGGUAUCUGGUCAACGUCAUGGGUGAGGGAAAGAGGGACAAGCCCAAGCCGACUGCAGGAGAAGCUCAAGGCCGAAGGUCGAUGAGCAACGACCAUUCCAGGUCGCACCAUUUGCAGGAGUCGGUAGGCUCGCAUUAUCAGCUUGGCUCCUUCAAGCCGUUGGUGGACAUGGACCAAUAUGAGCACCGUCCCGGCUCUAGCACAUCCGAGGAAGGUUGGCCUGGCUCAAAGGAUUUCGUGAAGUCUUCCAAUCAGUUCGAUGUCAAUGUCUCGCCGGAACGCAGAACAUCGAGUGCCAAAAGACAACAUCCUCCCCUGUCCCUGAGCAGUCGAGCCCAGCUUGCGGAAGACGAGCCGCUUGCAAACUUGAAUCGAAGCAAUUCAACCAACAAGCGCAGAUCAUCUACCGAUCAGCAGCGCUUCCUUCAGGCGACAGAAUUUUCGGACACAGGACUUCUCGGCAGAGAUUAUUCUCAGCGCCGCAAGGAGUACGAUCAGAAGGAAGCACAGCGCCAAGAGGCUUUCACUUCAGGCCCGAAUCUACUGAAUGGCGGAAUGCACGUGCGAGAUGACGGGGAUGGCUCGGGAGAUGGGCUCAAGCGAAACCCUUCAACGCGUCGCCAUGUCAACAGCAACGGAGGCAUCAUGCGCUCGUCGUCCACCCGUGGUCAUUCGCAAGGUGCGUCUGGGGAUUUGGAAAGAUCUGGGUCAAGACGCCAAAAGCCAAAGCCAUUGGUCGACCUUACGCCUCAAUUCAAGGAGCCACCACAGCACGCAAACAAAGGCAAGGGCUAUCGUCCUGAUAACAUGGGUCAAGGAGGUCUCAUCUCGAGUGCUACAUCGCCCGAAGAUCCUCUUGGUCUACCCAGUAAUACUAUCUUCCGCAACGCUGGUGGCCAAUACAGUGGACAAGGCAAUCCGGGCUUAGUCGAUCUCUCGCCUCAAUACCGCGAGCCCGUGCACCAGGCCCGGAAAGGUCGAGGCUACCAAGUCGACAAUCCCGCCGCGGGCGGAGGUCUCGUGGGAAGCGCCACCUCGCCUGACGAUCCUCUCGGCUUACCCCAGCAGACAGUCUUUCGAAGCAUGAAGGCAAUGCCAGAGAACCGCAACCGGCGACCAGACACUGCACCCGAGAGACCAGUCAAUCGCCAGAAAUCUACAAGACAACAAUCACCCAAGGAGGCCUUCACGGGUGAAGGUCUUCUCGCCCAGCAGCAACGUCAGGGCUGGGGCGGAGAGAAUAAAGGCCGAGGCGUGAUCGACGGGAGCCAUGCAGGCGGCAGGCCGUUGGUAGAUCUCUCGCAGGACAGCAGAUUUGUCAAAGGUUCACUCCUAAACCAGGUUGAACGAGCGGAGGGAGGGCCGAUACCGGCUCCCAUCAUUGACCGCGAGAAGCGAAUCGAAAGAGAGGAAAAGCACGGAGAAGGACAUUGA
This is a messenger RNA of Lecanosticta acicola, 2916 nucleotides long. Lineage: Eukaryota; Fungi; Ascomycota; Dothideomycetes; Mycosphaerellales; Mycosphaerellaceae. The record is from the annotation of a GenBank genome assembly.